AGAAGAUAAAAGGGAAAAAAUCAAUGGCGAAUCCUUGGUGGGUAGGGAAUGUUGCGAUCGGUGGAGUUGAGAGUCCAGUGACGUCGUCAGCUCCUUUGCACCACAGAAACAGUAACAACAACCCACCGACUAUGACCCGGUCGGAUCCAAGAUUGGACCAUGACUUCACCACCAACAACAGUGGAAGCCCUAAUACUCAGACUCAGAGUCAAGAAGAACAGAAUAGCCGAGACGAGCAACCAGCUGUUGAACCCGGAUCCGGAUCCGGGUCUACGGGUCGUCGUCCGAGAGGUAGACCUCCUGGUUCCAAGAACAAACCAAAGAGUCCAGUGGUUGUUACCAAAGAAAGCCCUAACUCUCUGCAGAGUCAUGUUCUUGAGAUUGCUACGGGUGCUGACGUGGCGGAAAGCUUAAACGCCUUUGCUCGUAGACGCGGCCGUGGUGUUUCUGUGCUGAGCGGUAGCGGUUUGGUUACUAAUGUUACUCUGCGUCAGCCUGCUGCAUCUGGUGGAGUUGUGAGCUUACGUGGUCAGUUUGAGAUCUUGUCUAUGUGUGGUGCUUUUCUUCCCACUUCUGGUUCUCCGGCUGCAGCUGCUGGGUUAACCAUUUACUUAGCUGGAGCUCAAGGUCAAGUUGUGGGAGGUGGGGUUGCUGGCCCGCUUAUCGCCUCUGGACCGGUUAUUGUGAUAGCUGCUACGUUUUGCAAUGCCACUUAUGAGAGAUUACCGAUUGAGGAAGAACAACAACAAGAGCAGCCGCUUCAACUAGAAGAUGGGAAGAAGCAGAAAGAGGAGAAUGAUGAUAACGAGAGUGGGAAUAAUGGAAACGAAGGAUCGAUGCAGCCACCGAUGUAUAAUAUGCCUCCUAAUUUUAUCCCAAAUGGUCAUCAAAUGGCUCAACACGACGUGUUUUGGGGUGCUCCUCCGCCUCGUGCUCCUCCUUCAUAUUGAUAGUUAGAUAGGCGGUGGUUGGUGCGUUCUUUUUGCUGGAAUGAUUAUAUUUCCCUUUAGGAUGGUUAGGCUUUUGUUUAUUAAGCUAUCAAGUUUCUUUUUACGGGUAAUUCAGAUGACAAUUAGCUAGUGUUUGUUUGUUUGUUUUGUGACGGCUAUUACUGGUUUUUCUGACUUGACUAUUUUGAUCACGGAUAGCUUUGUAUGAAGGUGAAUUGAUUGUAGAAUCCUCUUUGAUAAAGCAAUGGUUUGUGGCUUUUGCAAUGGAAGCAAUGGUUCCUUUCUUAGUGUUGGUAAGCUUGAUUCUUUUCCAAAUUUUGCUGUUUGUUAAUCAAUCCAUCUCAAUUGC
Messenger RNA from Arabidopsis arenosa, 1299 nucleotides. Lineage: Eukaryota; Viridiplantae; Streptophyta; Magnoliopsida; Brassicales; Brassicaceae. The record is from the annotation of a GenBank genome assembly.